AUGUUCCCGGAGUCACCGUUACAGACUCGACUGCACUGGAGUAGGCCGGAGGAAGGUUAUGGCACCAUAGAAUCGUACAGUGUGAAAAUGUGCAGGAUAUUUAGGUCAUGUGACCCAGCUGAAAAGCACACCUGCAGGCGUGACACAAAAGUUCCUCACAGGGAGCCAGCGGCAAAAAUUUCUGGAAAGUUUCUCGCCUACACAGUUAACAUAUGCGCCACGUUCGAGUCUUGUGGGGGAGAAUCUGACGUGAGCAACUGCACCCAGCUGCAGACCUACGAGACAUGGCUCAAUUAUCGCAGCAACGUCGACACCAAGUACUGUGUCAUGGUCGCCACAAGCUCGCAAUGCGGUGAACAUGUUCUGAAUAGUCGCCCAGCGGUAGCAGAAAUACGGACACCUUUGUUUGUUCUACCCGACGUAACCAAUCUCAACGUAGUGGCUGCCGAUAACCACUAUAUCACCAUGGCCUGGGAUCGACCUCGGUUUAGCUUCGACUUCUACUGGCUAGAUGUCACCGGUGGUUAUGAGAAUGAAAAUGUCAGCCUAUCGAUGCGCACGGCGACCGCCUGUGGCAAUGGAACCAUCAUUCACCCUCAGCAGACUCAGAUCACCUGCGGCCCAUUUGAUUCCUGCUCUAGCGUUGAUGUCACCGUUCGCACCUACACUAAGGGACCACCCGAACUCAUGUCCACGGGGGCCACCUUGAGUGACAUAUUCAUCAAUGGUCAAGACCUGCCCGAUGUAACGGACCUCAGGGUACUUUAUGUUGUGGACAGCGCCGUAACCAUUGCGUGGAAGAAACCCGAGGCCCGCUUCGAUUACUACUGGAUAUUCGCUGCCGUAGAAGAAGACGAUCAGCAAAAACUUCCUGAUGUCUCCAACUUGACCGUUGGUGUGAGAAAUGGUUACAUUACGUUAUCCUGGCAGCGGCCACAAAGUCGGUUCGACUACUAUUCUCUUGAAACCUUUGAGAAUGACGUCCGCAGCAAAAACAUUGACAAGCAUAAGCUGGGUCUAUGCGCCAACGGAACCAUCGUUCACCGUGACCAGACGGAAGUCACCUGCGGACCAUUUGAGCCUUGCACCAAGUUGUCCUGCACUGUGCGCACUCACUUGAACGGUCAGUCAGAACGCAUAUCUUCUGGAGUGACAGUGAAGGAUAUCUUCAUACCUGCCGAAGUACCUCUCGCACCGAGGAACAUAUCUAUGGUAGCGGGAUCACCAUCCCAGACCCAGCUGCGCUGGGAGCGUCCCAAUAAAGUGGCUGCCGUCAUAGAGUCUUAUAGCGUCAAGAUAUGCAGAACGUUCACGACAUGUGGCCAAGCGGGAAACUUGGGUGAUUGCAAGGAGUACGAGACAGCACAGACAUCAGUAGCAUUCGACAGCAUUGCGGGUACCCCGUACUGCAUAUUGGUUACGGCAAACACACGCUGUGGAAUCGACAAGAUCAGGAGCCGGCCAGCGGUAGCGGAAUUGCGGACACCAAUCAUCGUUCCUCCAGAUGUGACCAACCUACACAUCGUGAGUGUCGGCACGGAUUCCUUCACUGCUGCAUGGGAAAGACCAAAGGUCAGCUUUGACUACUACUGGAUUGAAGUGACCGGCGCCAACAACAGUAUGACUGGUCUAACACAAGCUCCUCCGCCUGUGACAGACUUGAAACUAGUAGCCAUUGCCCAGAGAUACUUCAAGAUAACAUACAAGACUCCGAAGGAAUGCUACACCGAUUUCAAUCAUUACAUUGCCUACGGAGGUGUUCGUCAGUACCGGUAG
Molecule: messenger RNA, 1776 nt
Organism: Rhipicephalus sanguineus (brown dog tick)
Lineage: Eukaryota; Metazoa; Arthropoda; Arachnida; Ixodida; Ixodidae
Exons: 9
Coding region: 1-1776 (591 amino acids)
Molecular function (GO): protein binding
Source: RefSeq, a predicted model, not a curated record